Messenger RNA from Paramisgurnus dabryanus, 529 nucleotides. RefSeq names its product MyoD family inhibitor domain containing 2 (gene mdfic2). The record is from RefSeq and is a predicted model, not a curated record. Lineage: Eukaryota; Metazoa; Chordata; Actinopteri; Cypriniformes; Cobitidae.
UUGGUUUUAAGUGAAUGCAGAAUGAGUGGAGUUGUGGUGAGCGGUGUGAGAAAACUGAGCACCAUCUCAGAGAUUGAUGUUGAUCCUGCUGCUGAAUCUUCAGGAGAGAUUAAAUGGACCGAAUCCAUGACUUCAUUCUGCUCCUGUGGAAAUCCCACUGAAGACAGCAGCACAUGUACUUCAUUUGAGUCCAGUCAACCUGACGCUGCAGAGGAUUGUGCCACCGUCCUCCUGGCCUGCCUUUACUGCCACUUCUUUGAAUUCAUAGCCCUGCUGCCCGAUGCCUGUGAGAGAGCCUUUCACCGCUGCUUUCCCUCCUACAUGUAUUACAUCACCUCCACUGAGCAGAACAAAUCCAAAGACUGCUGCAACUGGAACCUGGAUUGCGACUGCAGUGUGAUGAACUCUUGCCAUGAGACCAGCGAGUUACUUGAGCUGGCUAUGGAGAUCUCAGAGGUCUGCUACCGCUAACAGUCUCAUAACUCAAUCACAUACCUGAAGGUUAACCUGUAUGAUGAGUACAGGAUAU